This is a messenger RNA of Sebastes umbrosus (honeycomb rockfish), 1974 nucleotides long. RefSeq names its product glycogenin 1b (gene gyg1b). The record is from RefSeq and is a predicted model, not a curated record. NCBI's taxonomy places the organism in Eukaryota, Metazoa, Chordata, Actinopteri, Perciformes, Sebastidae. Bases 150 to 1169 code for a protein of 339 amino acids. Gene Ontology annotation, cellular component: cytoplasm. The transcript is spliced from 8 exons. Gene Ontology annotation, molecular function: glycosyltransferase activity.
GUGUGUGGAGACUCGUCACAUGACGCUGCUUCUGGCUGCUGUCAUGCUGGUAUAAAUCCACCUCUGUAGAUCUAGUCAGCCCUUUCGCUCCACGCUUAACUGCUGUGUGUUCCAGUCCAGGCUACAAAGUAGCUUCGACUUCUUCAGUCAUGGCUGAUCAGGCUUUUGUGACGUUGGCCACCAAUGACAACUAUGCUCGAGGAGCCAUGGUUUUGGGCAAGUCCCUACGCAUCCACAAGACAUCCAGGAAGCUGGUGGUACUCAUCGGUCCACAAAUGUCGGAGCAGUGCCGGGCCGUGCUGAAGAGGAUCUUUGACGAGGUGAGGGUGGUGGACGUGUUGGAUAGCGGCGACACGGCACACCUGGCCAUGAUGAAGAGGCCUGACCUAGGCGUCACCUUCACCAAACUCCAUUGCUGGACUCUCACACAUUACUCCAAAUGUGUUUUCAUGGACGCAGACACACUGGUGCUUUCAAAUAUAGAUGAGCUGUUUGACAGAGAAGAAUUGUCAGCUGCUCCUGACCCUGGCUGGCCCGACUGCUUCAACUCUGGUGUGUUUGUUUUCCGCCCUUCUAUGGAGACCUAUGGCAAACUGCUCCAGUUUUGUACAGAACACGGCAGCUUUGAUGGAGGAGACCAAGGCGUUUUGAAUGGCUUCUACAGCGACUGGGCAACAGCUGACAUAUCCAAACACCUCCCAUUCAUCUACAACCUCAGCAGCAUAGCCAUCUACACUUACCUUCCAGCAUUCAAGCAAUAUGGUGGCAAUGCCAAGGUGGUCCAUUUCCUCGGGCAGACCAAGCCAUGGAGUUACACAUUUGACCCCAAAACCAGACAGGUCUUAGGAGGUGCGCACGAGGCCACCUCACAUCCCACCUUCCUCCUGGACUGGUGGAUCCUGUACUGCAGCGCCGUGGUGCCCAUGCUGCAGGAGCAAUAUGGAGACAAGCCUUUCCACUCCGGAUGUACAGGGUUCCAGUACAGUGACAUGGUCACUUUUCAGAGUGAAAAGAUAUGGAACUGGGACGCCACUUCACUUGCACAAGCACUCGAACCCCAGAUGUCCUCCGAAGAACGGAAGCAGAAAUGGGAGCAAGGCCAGGCAGACUACAUGGGAAUGGACUCAUUUGAUAAUAUCAAGAGAAAGCUUGAUACUUUUCUCAAAUAAAGAAGCAGGAUAUCAAAAGAGCACUUGCAGUAUAGCAAACUCACCACAGGUCUUUUCAUGAAAACAGCUUACAUUUUUCCUUCCUAGCAGUUUCUGAACUAGAAUGGAGCGGAGUGUCUCCCUCCAUCAGCACUAUCCCCUUCGUACUCCAAAGACAGCGCCGUUUCAAUAGGACAUGAAAAGUUAAAUUUUCUCAACGGCUUUAAUUGUCUAUGCAAGACUGUCAUUAUUCAGUUUACCCUGCCACAGGUAUCUGUUCUGUUACACUGUGAAGAAAAUCAGGAAAGAUUUAUAAUAAUUCACACUUUUUGAAGGUACAUGCAAUAUAGCUUUAGCAAUAUUCUCUUUUUUUCGGUGUCAAUGCUUGUUUUGUUUUGUUAAAAGGAUAUGGCAACGAGUUGGACUGGGCCUUUUUGUAUCGUGUCUAAGGUUAGCAGUCACUUACAUGAACUUUUUUUUUUUUUUUACUAUGCCGUCAUCUCGCAGUCUUCUGAGCAUUAAUAAUUGCUUUUUUUUCUCUGUUUAAUUUCUCGUGCUUUUGAAUUGAAACAGCCUCUGUUUAACAUAGAUCUGAAAACAUGUUUACAGCACAUCUAAAGGCCAUAGUAUGGACUUUUAACCAUACACUAGUUCCUUAGUGCCUUCUUGCUCUCUAUUGCCAUCAUCCGAUCUGUUCUUGACUUGCAGCUUUUCUGUAGGACAUGAAGGUUUUUAACUUUCUUUUGUUUUACCUACUUGAUCAGGAUGUUGGCUGUAACACAAAAAUCUGUCAUCUGGAACUAUUAAACACAGCAUUACAAGUUUG